CUGUACACCAUCAAAGUUGCUCUGGUUUGAGAGGCUGGUUUCUCGAUUUCACGGCAUUCUCAGAUACCUGUAUCAAUUUUACGUUUUUGUUUCAAUCGAGGAUUAUCUGACGAUUUCAACAUUUGAAUAACUGUCUACGAUGUGAACACCUUCAACCCGGAAAAUGUUGGCAAAUCUUUGCUUUUGAAGUAAACAUGAAUGGUUUAUUGGUAUAAACUACUGCAAAAUGAGCAGUAUUGGUCCGGGAUUCAAAGAGGUCAAGUUUACAACGCCUCUUUGUGAUGGAAAUCUCCUUAUAGUUAUGUUUUCAAAUUCAACAUUACAGCCCAAUAGAAGUUAUGACGACUUUUUCAAAAAUUGCCCAAACACUUUGGCGUGGAGGUUGCUCUUGCUGGAUUGUCAGUCAUACGUCUACGCCAUAGCUGUUGCUCUUGUUAUAUUGCCCACAAUAAUAUCGAAUGUUUUAUUAUUCAUUGGUAUGAUGAACACAGGACAGUUCAAGUCAUCAUGUAAUUUGUACAUUUUUGUCUCGUCAAUUAUUGGAGUUCUAAGUGGCUUGACUGGAUUUCCAAUGUACGUCGUGCUUUUUACUUUGUAUCGCAAAGAAAGAUUCUGUAUACUCGAGAAACUUGCGGUUUGUACUGCACAAUUCAAUGGUCACAUGAUAGGGUAUGCAAUACUUGCACUGGCAAUAGAUCGCUACUUCAGUGUCAGGCCAGACUUAACAAUGCUUUCUUUUGCCAAGCAGGUCCAAUCGAAGCUUGUAUCCCGCUUUGUCGUUGCUAUAUUUUCCGCCUUGUCAUUUCUGCACGGCCUUGUCUCGGUCGACUACUUUACGGUGACAAAAAACCUUUACGGUAAAAUUAUAAUGAUGACUAUAAAUGUCUUGAUCGUAUUUGUUGUUUACGCUGCGUAUCUCAAGCUUUAUCACGACAUUAGUGUGCACAAUAACUCUUUUAGGAAAGCGUUUCAAACUUCAGAGACUUACAGAAUUACCACAAAGUUUAACUCAAGAACACCAAGGUAUUUACGCGAGUUUAUCAAAACAAUAUCAAUUAUAUUGGUGACUGGAAUGAUAUGCUAUGCUCCAUACAUUGCGAUGGACUUUUGGACAGGAUGGUAUACAUUUGUAAAGAAAAUACCAUCCCCACGGACAGUUCGUUUUAUCUACUAUCUAAGCUCAGUCUGUGUGUUCCUAAAUGCAUCGAUAAACGCUACGCUGUUUUUGUACAGAAACCAGAAGGCUUGGUUAUAUGUAAAAUAUCUGUGCUUGUUAUCGAAAAGACAUAGAACUCAAAGUCAGGAAUCCAUCCCAAUGAGUUUCUAUGGAGUAGAGCGAAAUAUUACCGAAAUGAAAAAACAUCAUCAUCAUAUAUAUUUUAUGAGGCAUUCCGAUGCUUCACUGUGUGAAUCUCCGAAAUCAACGCCAAUAUUAAAGCGGGCUGCUUUCAUCGUAGACAAUAACUCUCCCCAGUCCCCUAGGAUGGCAUGUGCUCGUGUUUAGGUCAAAUCAACUGAAUUGCUUGUCGCAGAAUUAUACUUUGCCUUUGAGACUCUACUUUCUUUCUUCUUUUUUUAAAGUUUAUACAAUUUCUAGCUACGCAAAAGCUGAAUUAGGAUUGUUUGGGUAAAUGAGUAUCAGAGCUCAACAACGGAUCAAAAUUACCUUCAAAUAGAGGAUAAACAUUUGAAAGUUUCACUUUAAAGCGAUAUGUAGCUCUAUCUAGGAAAAUCUUCAUUGCACUUCCUUUUUCGAAAUACAUUCUUACACAAGAAAAGUGUUCAAAUUAUCAAUAAAGCUGAUGACAUUCAAUAAAUUAUUACUUUUUUAAAUCUGCAUAUUUAAAAUCUAAAUUGGAAACAAAACUGUGUCUUUCCAGCAUCAGAACUUUUUCUUAAUCUUUCGUGUGAAUAUCGUUCCAUUUUUCGUUCAUUUGAUUACAUUUUCCCAUGCAAUGCUUAUUCUUAUUAAAAUCAGGUUUUUAAUAUAAUAACUUCAGUGGUCUUUCUUUUGUAAACAGUGUUUAAGAAUUUAUAACGUGAUGGUGAAGAUGAUCUUAUUACGUAUCUCUUACGUAUAUUUUGAUCCUCACACUGUAAAGUAU
Messenger RNA from Rhopilema esculentum, 2105 nucleotides. The record is from RefSeq and is a predicted model, not a curated record. NCBI's taxonomy places the organism in Eukaryota, Metazoa, Cnidaria, Scyphozoa, Rhizostomeae, Rhizostomatidae.